AUGGCUUUGAAGGAGGCGGGCGGCAGCAUCCUGCCCAUCAGCGACAUGGUAUCGGGGCCGUCGGGCUCGCCGUUCCCCGAGGUGGUGGAGCUGAACGUGGGGGGCCAGGUGUACGUGACGAGGCACUCCACGCUGCUCAGCGUCCCGGACAGCACGCUGGCCACCAUGUUCUCCCCGUGCCGGGGCGGCCCGGCGGCGGCCCGCCAGCUGCCCAGGGACAGCCGGGCGCGCUUCUUCAUCGACCGCGACGGCUUCCUCUUCAGGUACGUGCUGGAUUACCUGCGGGACAAGCAGCUGGCGCUGCCCGAGCACUUCCCCGAGAAGGAACGGCUCUUGCGGGAGGCCGAGUACUUCCAGCUGGGCGACCUGGUGAAGCUGCUGUCGCCCAAGGUCACCAAGCAGAGCUCGCUCAACGACGAGGGCUGCCAGAGCGACCUGGAGGACAGCAACUCGCAGGGCAGCAGCGACCGGCUUCAGCGGGCGGCGCUGGACAAGCGCUCGGGCUUCCUCACCGUGGGCUACCGCGGCUCCUACACCACGGUGCGGGACAACCAGGCGGACGCCAAGUUCCGCCGCGUCGCCCGCAUCAUGGUGUGCGGUAGGAUCGCCCUGGCCAAAGAGGUCUUCGGAGAGACCCUCAACGAGAGCCGUGACCCCGACCGGCCCCCUGAGAAGUACACCUCCCGCUUCUACCUCAAAUUCACCUACCUGGAACAAGCCUUCGACCGGCUCUCCGAGGCGGGCUUCCACAUGGUGGCUUGCAACUCCACCGGCACCGCCGCCUUCAUCAACCAGUACAGGGACGACAAGAUCUGGAGCAGCUACACAGAGUACAUCUUCUUCAGGCCCCCCCAGCGAACCAUUUCCCCCAAACAAGACCACGAGGAAAGGAAGCACGACAAAGUUUUGGACAAGGGCAGUGAAAGUGGGACUUCCUGUAACGAGUUGUCCACCUCAAGCUGUGACAGCCACUCGGAAGCGAGCACCCCUCAAGAAAAUGCCACCAGCACUCAGCCGUCCACAGCCCACCAGCCAAAUACCCUGACCUUGGAUCGUCCCUCUAAGAAGGCUCCAGUGCAGUGGAUGCCACCCCCAGACAAACGCAGGAACAGUGAACUCUUUCAAACUCUCAUUAGCAAGUCCAGAGAAACAAACCUCUCUAAGAAGAAGGUGUGUGAGAAGCUGAGUGUUGAAGAAGAAAUGAGAAAAUGUAUUCAAGAUUUUAAAAAAAUCCACAUUCCAGAUUACUUUCCAGAGCGCAAACGUCCCUGGCAGUCUGAACUUUUACAGAAAUAUGGGUUAUAGUAAUCAACUCUUUCCUGACGUAUCUCUGAGGCAUUUGCUGUUUGUUACGUUGCCUCUAACUUACUGAUGUCCUCCUCCUGGCCAACUCUGCCACCAGAGCUAUUCCUGCUGCUUAUUUCUUUCUGUGAACAGUGGAUGUUGGAUAGUACAUGUUUU
This is a messenger RNA of Sturnus vulgaris (Common starling), 1461 nucleotides long. It is a transcript of the gene KCTD8, whose product is annotated as potassium channel tetramerization domain containing 8. NCBI's taxonomy places the organism in Eukaryota, Metazoa, Chordata, Aves, Passeriformes, Sturnidae. Gene Ontology annotation, biological process: protein homooligomerization; regulation of G protein-coupled receptor signaling pathway. Gene Ontology annotation, cellular component: signaling receptor complex. The record is from RefSeq and is a predicted model, not a curated record. Gene Ontology annotation, molecular function: protein binding.